AGCUCAAAGAGAUGGUCGCCGAUAGGUUUAAGACAGACAUCGAUCAGAUCUGUCUUAUAUUCGCCGGAAAGAUACUGAAAGAUAAUGAAUCGCUCGACACUCACAAAAUCAAAGACGGACUGACAGUACAUCUCGUCAUACGAUCAGGAAAUCAGUCUUCAUCGCAGCCGUCGUCGGAACCGACGACACAAAAUACAGAUAACAUGUCUUCGAUGGGCGCCAAUGCUUUCGGUUUGGGACAGCCUUUUGCGGGCCUCCAGGGGUUGUCUAACUUAGGCUUAGGGAACAGCUUUAAUGAGAUUCAGCAGCGAAUGCAAAGCGAGAUGAUGUCAAACCCAGAUAUGUUACGACAGAUGAUGGAGAACCCGAUCGUUCAGCAAUUGAUGUCAAACCCGGAUUACGUGCGAACUCUUCUCACAUCUAACCCUCAAAUGCAAACAUUGAUGGAAAGGAAUCCAGAGAUCAGUCAUAUGCUGAACAAUCCGGAACUGUUGCGACAGACGAUGGAAAUGGUUCGCAACCCAUCGAUGUUACAGGAGUUGAUGCGAACUCAAGACCGAGCGCUCAGUAAUCUGGAGAGCAUUCCCGGCGGUUAUAACGCUUUGCGACGGAUGUAUACCGAACUCCAGGAGCCGAUGCUGAACGCAGCGCAGGAACAUCUGAUGCAGCAGAUGAUGGAUAACCCACAGCUCAUGCAGAAUACUAUGAACGCCCCUUACAUGCAGUCCAUGCUUCAGACCAUAUCGUCUAAUCCAGAACUGGCGCAACAACUCAUAGCAAACAAUCCGUUUUUUGCUGGAAAUCCUGAAAUGCAGGAACAGAUGAGACAAAUGAUGCCAACAAUGGUUCAACAGAUGCAGAGCCCAGAAAUGCAGUCAAUUGUCACGAAUCCUCAGGCGAUUCAGGCCAUGAUUCAGAUCCAACAGGGGAUGGAACAGUUGCAACGGGUGGCGCCCAACAUAUUCGGAAUGAUCCCAAACCCACUGAAUAUGACGUCGAGUGCGGCGGCGUCUGAGACAAACACCACCGGAACUGGUGGUAACCAGACGUCUGCGGCGACCACAGCCAACAGUGCGAACAGUGUGAACAGCGCUGCAGCCCUCUCGCAAAUGAUGGCACAAAUGUUUUCGUCUCAAAGUCCUCCAGAGGACAGGUAUACGAGUCAAUUGGAACAGUUAGCAAAUAUGGGGUUCAUGAACAGGGAGGCCAACCUCCAGGCACUGAUCGCCACCUUCGGUGAUGUGAACGCAGCGGUCGAACGGCUCCUUCAGACUCAGCAGUGAAUGAGUUUAUGAUUGUCUGAACCGAUGCUUUCGAAAGCGAUUGUCAACUCUUUUACUGCACUUUAUUUUUAUUCUUUGUUUUUAUGGGAUUCUGAUUCUGAGUAAAGACAACAAAAAAUAUUUGUUCAAAAUUUUCUGCAAAUAUUUAACUUAUAAUAAAAUUUAGUAAAUAUUUAAUAAAAAGAUUACUUUUAGUUAAAAAGAUUGUAAGCGUUAGACGAACGUCUGAUUCCAU
Molecule: messenger RNA, 1518 nt
Organism: Oppiella nova
Lineage: Eukaryota; Metazoa; Arthropoda; Arachnida; Sarcoptiformes; Oppiidae
Source: the annotation of a GenBank genome assembly